GGACCGUGUCUUAUUCUCUCAGUGCUGAAGCGGUCCUGCCAGAGCUCUCGAACGGGCCUCGUUCAAUUCGUAUAUUUGUGUACAUUUUUGGGAGAAUUUAAAUCAUCUCAUCAAUCAUAAUGCUGAGCACGGUCAGCCGGCAACUCAGAAGCCACCCUGCCUUGAUCCCACUGUUAAUUUUCAUUGGCGGUGGAUGCGCCAUGUCUCUGACAUAUCUGGCUCGCCUGGCCUUGCGUAACCCAGAUGUCUGCUGGGACAAAAAGAACAACCCAGAGCCCUGGAAUAAAAUGGCGCCCACUGAUCAGUACAAGUUCUACGCAGUGAACAUGGACUACAGCAAGCUGAAGAAGGACCGUCCUGACUACUAAACAUGUCCAGUGCUGGACCAAAGGCUUAAAAACAAAAAUUUAAGAACAAGAAGUAGUACACUUUUCCUCAACGGCCCUUAUAUUAAUUUAUGCAAAGGGAUUAAAUUGCACAAAUGUUGUUUUUGCUUAUCUGGAUCCCUUUUUAACGUCAAUGAUGUUUCUUGUAUUUUCCUCCCAUUCUUUGUAGUCAGAAACGAUUAAUAAAGGGUUUUCUCUUA
Messenger RNA from Rhinichthys klamathensis goyatoka, 586 nucleotides. RefSeq names its product NDUFA4 mitochondrial complex associated a (gene coxfa4a). The record is from RefSeq and is a predicted model, not a curated record. Lineage: Eukaryota; Metazoa; Chordata; Actinopteri; Cypriniformes; Leuciscidae. The transcript is spliced from 4 exons. Bases 120 to 368 code for a protein of 82 amino acids.